GUUUUAAUGAAACUAGUAGUCUCAUAAAGUAAAUACACUGGUAUGGUAGUAUAACUAAUACCGUCAUAAAGGUUGAGAGUCAACUAUAAUAAUUAUGUAAUAACAUGUGAACAAGGACAAAGAAUGAAAUACUUGGCCCUCUACCAACCUGAAAUGUAUGUAUCUAAUUAAAGCUCAAUUAAUCAAGCUUUUCCCAUGCCUAUAACUAGUAGUACAAUAUAAUCUGCCAAAGCCUAAAAAUUUUGAAAACUUUUCAGGGCAAAAGCUCUUGAGACUUAACAUGCUUAUUAGCUCCACAAAUCUAUAACCUUAAACUUCUGUUCUCUCCUUCUCCACAAAUCAAUGGCUGUUGGCUUAGCAAUCAGUAAAGACAAAGGUGAUUUGGCGUACAACGGCAAAAUUACAUGGUUUGUGUUUCUAUCGUCUGUAGUAGCUGCCACCGGUGGACUCAUCUUCGGCUAUGACACUGGAGUUACCGGUGGAGUGACCUCAAUGGAGCCAUUCCUAGAGAAAUUCUUCCCCAGCAUAUACAGAAGGAUGAGAGAAGAUACGGAUAUAAGCAACUACUGCAAAUUCGACAGCCAGCUGUUGACAGCUUUCACUUCCUCACUAUACAUAGCCGGCCUUAUAGCAUCCUUCUUUGCCUCGCCAGUGACGAGAGCCUGGGGCCGUCGGCCUUCUAUCUUAAUUGGUGGGGCCUCGUUUCUAAUGGGCGCUGCUUUAGGAGGUGCGGCUGUAAACGUGUACAUGCUGAUAUUGGGCCGUAUACUACUUGGAGUAGGGGUUGGGUUUACUAACCAGUCGGUCCCUCUAUACCUCUCGGAAAUGGCGCCCCCGAAAUACAGGGGAGCCUUCAACAUCGGCUUCCAGCUGUGCGUCGGCACCGGCGUCCUCCUCGCCAACCUCAUCAACUACGCCACCCAAAAAAUACCAGGCGGCUGGGGCUGGCGGAUUUCCCUAGCCAUGGCCGCCGCCCCAGCCUCCAUCCUCACAAUCGGCGGCAUUUUCCUUCCCGAGACCCCCAGCAGCCUCAUCCAACACCACGACAACACCAACACCAACAAUCUCGCCAAAUCCAAGAAGCUUCUCCAGAGAAUCCGAGGCGUCGAUGACGUGGACGCCGAGCUGGCCGACCUCGUCUCCGCCAGCCUUGCCUCCCGCGCCACGCGCUCACCCUUUCGGAAGCUUCUGGAGCGCCGCUACCGUCCCCAGCUGGUGAUGUCUGUCGCCAUCCCCGCCUUCCAGCAGCUGACUGGGAUCAACGUCAUCGCCUUCUACGCUCCCGAGAUCUUCCGAACGAUGGGGUCGGGAGUCAGCGCGUCCCUCCUGUCGACCGUCGUCAUCGGUGUAGUCGGGACAGCUAUGACGGCCGUGUCCAUGCUGGCGGCUGACAAGGCGGGCCGCCGGGCCCUGUUUCUCAUCGGCGGGCUUCAGAUGUUGGGCCCGCAAGUGGCGAUCGGGUCUGUGCUGGCGGCCCGGCUGGGGGACACGGGGGGUUUGGGCGGGAAGGGUUAUGGGGUCUCGGUUUUGAUACUGAUAUGCGUCUACGUGGCGGGGUUCGGGUUGUCGUGGGGCCCGCUGGGGUGGCUGGUGACGAGCGAGAUAUUCCCGUUGGAGGUGAGGUCGGCGGCGCAGAGCGUGAACGUGGGGGUGGGGUUUUUGUUGAUAUUUGCGGUGGCGCAGGCGUUUCUGGCGAUGAUGUGUCGUAUGAAGGCUGGGAUUUUCUUCUUGUUCGCGGGGUGGGUGGGGGUGAUGACGGGGUUCGUGUACUUUUUGCUGCCCGAGACGAAGGAUGUGCCGAUAGAGAAGAUGGAGGGGAUUUGGAAGGAGCAUUGGUUUUGGAGGAGAUAUGUUUGUGAUGAUGAUGAUACUGAUGAUGGUGGUCAAGGUGUGGAGUGAGUAAAUUAAUGAAUGAAUGAAUGAAUGAUUAUAUAAUCUCAUUUCUUGAGUUAGUUUCUUUUUGUGAGACAUUUGGGAAAAUGUUGAAGUUUUUCAAUUAAGUUAGUGGGAAAAUGCUUGUCAAGAGAACCAGAUAAUUAGACAAAUCACAAGAAAGAAAUGUCAUACAGAUCACCACAAUUGAUGAACAACCAUACACAUCCAUCAAAUAACUAGAAAUAUCACAACUUGAGUGGAUUUGUUUUCCCAGCUUGAACCUCAACGCCUUCUUCGUUUUAGUUCAUCAAUGACUUGAGAAUAAGACUCAAUAUAUUUUUGUACACCGUCAAUGUAACCUCGCGAGCCAAUCUUUUCUCCUGCAACUCGUGAGCGAAAAAUCCUCUCGUAUAUUGCAUUUUUGGGCUGAAUUUCCUCUUCAAUCUUUCAUAAUUAAGCUGGUUAAGUGGAUGUAUAUGGAUAGCGAUGAUGACUUUAGAGCACCUCUAAGUGUGAAAAUGAUUGAAUUGUCAUGUCCAUAAGUAACACUAAUGAUCCAUUUUAAAUGUCUAUAAGACG
This is a messenger RNA of Striga asiatica, 2454 nucleotides long. NCBI's taxonomy places the organism in Eukaryota, Viridiplantae, Streptophyta, Magnoliopsida, Lamiales, Orobanchaceae. The record is from the annotation of a GenBank genome assembly.